CGGGCUUCCAUCCCAGUAACAAUAUAAAUUAGAAGCUCCUAGGCCCAGGCCCCCAGCCCACUAUGUAACACAGCCGGCGCCCCCAACCCAAUACCCAUCACCGGCAAUUGGUAAAGCCUGCCUACCUUUCCCCAACGCAUUUCGCACAAUCGCGAUUCCUGCUAUUCUCGCACUUCGCAGUUCGCUCUUCGCACCUAGCAAUUGCUCGCCCCGACCCGCAGGAGAAGAAAAGGUCGAGUUACGACCGGACAAGGGCAAUGCUUCGGCCGCUACCUCGCUCGUCGGUGAUUCUCCCAGCCCUGGACCUGCUCGUCGCCGCACCGUCGUUUUCCUCUUCCCGAUCGGCUGCGCCACGCCUGUUCCGCCUCUCCGACCUGCUAUAGUUUCUAUUCCCACCGUGUCUUUCUUCAAUUCUGCCGCUUCAAGCUUCCAGCCUUCGCCCUUCCCCUUCAACUGGACAUACAUCAAAGGUCAUGGAGUAAGAGUUAGCUUCUGCAAUCUGCAUCAAUGGCUGAAGCAGGCAAAGAUUCUAGCUUGAUUGAAGGCAGUGGAAGAAAUGGGUCGUUUGGUCGGACAACAAGCAGCGUGGAGGGUUCUUCUCUCCGGAGGCGGUCUUCUAGUCUAUCUCGUACACUGUCUUUCCAACCAGAAUACGGUGGUGUGGAGAGUGAUAAUGUGUCCGAAGCGGGUGAUAUUGGGGACAGGGCGCUUCACAGUAGCAGCAGGUUCAGUGAAGAUGGUGGGAGUGUUAGGCGGCUAUCUCUUGAGAUUGCAUUGGAAGGUGGUGUUGCCUUCCCGAUUCCUGAGGAUGAUGCAAAAUCACCUGUGUACCCGUUGCCAGAGGAAGGUGGUGCCGUUCUUGCACCUCGUUCCACUGAGCCAAUGAUUGGGUCCAAGGAGGAGAAGGAGGACUCAUGGAGAUUGCCGCCGUUGUUUGAGUACGUCUCAUGUUUGCUUUAUCUGGCCGUUUUUGGGAUUCUUGGGGUUUUGACAAGGUACUUACUGCAAAAGCUUUUUGGCCCUGGGAUUGCUCGUGUAACAAGUGAUUCCAGCCCUCUGUACCUUGACCUGCCUUCUAAUAUGGUGGGUUCUUUCCUGAUGGGAUGGUGGGGUGUUGUCUUCAAACCACGAAUAUCUAGUGUGUCUGAUCAUCUUGCCAUUGGAUUAACGACGGGAUACUUGGGAAGCCUCACAACUUUUAGUGGUUGGAAUCAGAAAAUGCUUGAUCUCGUCGUUGAUGGCGAAUGGGUCUAUGCUGUUUCCGGCUUUCUCAUAGGCCUGUUCCUUGCAGCAUACUCCAUCAAGCUUGGGGUGGGGACAGCCAAAUGCUUCCAACUAGCAACCCAAAGGCUAAAUUGUGGACAUUGCAACUGGACUGUAAAUACUUGGAGGCGUCAUUUGGCUGUGAUGAUAGUACUGGUGUUAAUGCUUGGCCUUCUAUGGACUCUUAGUGGCACGUUGCUAAGUAAAGAGUUCAGUAGCACCGAGGCCCAACUAUGGAUAGCCUGCAUAGUUGCUGCUCCAGGGGUAUGGAUCAGGUGGUUCUUAGCAAGACUUAACGGUCGUGGUCUGGGGCAGUCAGGUAUUCUAAAGUGGGUACCUUUUGGUACUUUGAUUGCGAAUAUCUCUGCAGCUUGUAUAAUGGCAGGUCUUGCAACAGUAAAGAAGGCGGUGGAUACCAAAAACUGCAACACGAUUGCAACAGGUGUACAGUUUGGAUUCCUGGGCUGUUUAAGUACUGUUUCGACAUUCAUGGCGGAGUAUCAUGCCAUGGAAGAGAGUAGCAAGUUUUGGAGAGCGUACCUAUAUGGGUUGGUAACUAUAUUAGCCGCUUUUGCUCUGGGAAUUUUAAUAUAUGCUGUUCCUGUUUGGUCCAGAGGAUACAGUUGAGCUUCUCCAAGAGUGCCUGAGCGGAGAGAACUCAAACUGCGCCAUCGUGAACAUGCUGGUACGAAGUAAAUAUGAGUCAGAAACGCAAAGGAACUUGUAGAUGCAAGUUUAGAAGAAGAAGAAGAAUCCUUAGAUAUCUUGUUUUAAGCACCAGUUGUUUAUCUGGGAAGGUAAACAGAAGCACGAAUGUCGUGAAACCAUGUACAGUUUGAAUAUGACUUGUCACACUCACAGUAAGUCAGUAAUCCCUCAAGAUGUAAGGAGUGCUUCAGUAGUCUUCAUUUUGGAGUCUUGUAAACCCGAAUUCAGGAGUGGAUAAUAAUUCAUUAAUAUUCAUUCUCUAUUUCUGGCAAAGGUUUAUUGGAAAUCACG
Molecule: messenger RNA, 2262 nt
Organism: Linum tenue
Lineage: Eukaryota; Viridiplantae; Streptophyta; Magnoliopsida; Malpighiales; Linaceae
Source: the annotation of a GenBank genome assembly